Messenger RNA from Schistocerca americana (American grasshopper), 432 nucleotides. RefSeq names its product classical arabinogalactan protein 9-like. The coding region runs from base 1 to 432 and encodes 143 amino acids. The record is from RefSeq and is a predicted model, not a curated record. The transcript has 2 exons. NCBI's taxonomy places the organism in Eukaryota, Metazoa, Arthropoda, Insecta, Orthoptera, Acrididae.
AUGGCGCCUCCCCCACUAGCGCCUCCGCCGCGGGUGCUCCUGCCAUCAUCACCACUGCCGGUCCGGUCACCUGCACCAGAUGGGUGCCUCUCACCGCCCCCACGACUGCCACUGCCAUGUUCCUCCACGGUGCCAGAACCGAUGGACACUGAGGCUGUCAUCACGCUGCCCCCGUCGCCCAUGGAUAUCGUGGCUCCACCUCCUCAUCUAAGCAUACCAAGUGGCGGUGCGCGGCCUUGGCAGGUUUACCACGGGGUGUUUUCCUCGCCCCCUCACGAGCAAUUCGGGGACGUGGGUGGACAGCGUGCCCUGGUGGUUCUUCUGUCUGCUCCCUCAGUUGCACAGCCCCUGGGUGCCUCCACCCACCAUCAGAAGCCCUACUCAACGACGGCAUUUAUGCAAGUGGGAAAUGGACUACCAGGGGUGAGGUAG